This is a messenger RNA of Histoplasma capsulatum G186AR, 1437 nucleotides long. RefSeq names its product adenylosuccinate lyase. NCBI's taxonomy places the organism in Eukaryota, Fungi, Ascomycota, Eurotiomycetes, Onygenales, Ajellomycetaceae. Gene Ontology annotation, biological process: 'de novo' AMP biosynthetic process. The record is from RefSeq and is a predicted model, not a curated record. Gene Ontology annotation, cellular component: cytosol. The transcript is spliced from 4 exons. Gene Ontology annotation, molecular function: N6-(1,2-dicarboxyethyl)AMP AMP-lyase (fumarate-forming) activity; (S)-2-(5-amino-1-(5-phospho-D-ribosyl)imidazole-4-carboxamido) succinate lyase (fumarate-forming) activity. Bases 1 to 1437 code for a protein of 478 amino acids.
AUGGCUGAAAACGAUACAUAUCAGACUCCGCUGGCUUCGCGGUAUGCAAGCAACGAGAUGAAGACAAUCUUCUCCGCCCGAACUCGAUCGACGACAUGGCGGAAACUGUGGAUUUGGCUGGCAGAAGCUGAGAAAGAAUUGGGAAUUGAAAUCUCAGACGAAGCUAUUGCUCAGAUGAAGGCAAAUGUGCUGAUGACGGACAAUUGCUUCAAGGUCGCAGCGGAGGAAGAAAAGCGACGUAGGCAUGACGUUAUGGCCCAUGUAUACGCAUUUGGUCAAGUCGCCCCAGCCGCUCAAGGAAUCAUUCAUCUUGGUGCUACCUCUUGUUACUGCACAGACAACAGUGAUCUGAUCAGCAUUCGUGAUGCUCUUGAUCUUGUCCGUCCCAAACUUGCAACUGUGAUCCACAAGCUGUCUCAAUUCGCCGUGGAAUACAAGGAUAUGCCCACCCUUGGCUACACUCAUUACCAACCUGCUCAGCUCAUCACUGUCGGACGCCGUGCUGCUCAGUGGGUGCAAGAUCUCCUCAUGGAUCUUGAAGAUAUUGAACGCGCACGCAACGAUCUCCGUUUCCGGGGAGCUCAGGGAACUACUGGAACCCAAGCCAGUUUUAUGGAACUUUUCAACAACGACAGGGCCAAAGUCGACAAACUCAACGAAAUUAUUUGCACCAAAGCUGGAUUCCCCUCCUGCUACCCGAUUUCGACCCAAACUUAUUCCCGCAAGGUUGAUUUGCGCGUGGCCAAUGCGAUCUCUGCAUUGGGCACUACAGUUCAAAGAAUCACAGGUGAUAUCAGACAUCUUGCAGCCCAGAAAGAAAUGGAAGAGCCAUUUGAGAAAGAUCAAAUUGGGUCGUCAGCCAUGGCGUAUAAACGGAAUCCUAUGCGCAGUGAACGUAUUGCUAGUCUGGGACGGCACUUGGCUAACUUAAAUAAAAACGCUGCGGAUACAUUUGCGCAACAGUGGUUCGAGCGCACACUUGAUGACAGCGCGAUUCGUCGUAUCACCAUCCCAGAGAUGUUCCUAAGUGCGGACGCGAUCCUCAUAGCAAUGGACAAUGUGGUGUCAGGGCUUGUUGUUUAUCCAGCCAGAAUACAACUCCCUUUUAUGGCGACCGAAAAUAUCAUGAUGAAGAUGGUGUCUCUAGGAAAGUCGCGACAGGACGCCCAUGAGGAAAUCAGGGUAUUGUCUCAUCAGGCAAGCGACGUGGUCAAGAACCAGGGUGGAAAAAAUGACUUGAUUGAAAGGAUGAAGAAAUCGAAAUUCCUGGCCCCAGUAGCCGGGGAUCUCGACCAGUUGCUAGAUCCAAUGAACUUCAUUGGAAGGUGCCCCGAGCAAGUUGAAAAAUUCUGUGGACCAAAUGGAGAAGUUCAACAGGCACUGAAGCCUUAUAAGCAUUUCAUUCACUUAAGUAAAGUAUCUGAGCUUUUUGUUUAA